UCGGUGCUACUACAUUUUAUAUUGAUCCAUAUUUUUGAAUCCGCUGCUGGCCACAACCACAAGCCAAGCCUUAUAAUAAAAUAUGGCUGCAGUUGGAAAUUAAAGGUGAGAGUGUGUGGGUGCGUCAUGCGUUUUUGUUUAAAAUGGGAAAACAGUUGAGAUACUUCAAAUUGAACACCGGAACUGAGAUACCGUCGCUUGGGCUGGGCACGUAUUCAGGUGCUGCUCCACCUGGUGUUGUCGGCGACGCCGUCACAACGGCAGUUAAGAUUGGAUACAGACAUAUUGAUUGCGCUAAAAUUUAUGUCAACGAAAACGAGAUUGGUCAUGCGCUGAAAAAGUUGUUUGCUGAAGGUGUAGUUAAACGUGAGGACUUAUGGAUCACCUCCAAACUCUGGUGUACUGAUCAUUUGCCAGAAGAUGUACCAACGGCAUUAGACAGAACUUUGCAGGACCUGCAACUUGACUAUGUGGAUCUAUAUCUAAUCCACUGGCCAGCUAGCAUGAAAAAGGAGUCAAAGGGGAAGCCUGAAGACCUUACCAAACCUGACAUACCUAGCACAUGGAAAGCAAUGGAGGCGCUUUAUGAUUCAGGCAAGGCUCGAGCAAUUGGAGUGAGUAAUUUCUCGUCAAAGAAGCUUGGGGAUCUUUUGGAAAUUGCACGUGUGCCUCCUGCAGUCAAUCAGGUGGAAUGCCACCCUAUAUGGCAGCAGCCAAAACUACACGCAUUCUGUAAAACCAGGGGGGUUCACCUAUCUGGCUAUUCUCCACUUGGUUCUGCUACUAAGAAUCAUCGGGUUCUUGAAAAUCCAACUGUCAAUAUGGUUGCUCAGAAAUUUGGCAAGACUCCUGCGCAAGUGGCGCUUUGUUGGGGGUUGCAAAUGGGUCACAGUGUUCUGCCUAAGAGCAUAAACGAGACAAGGUUGAAGGAAAAUUUUGAUGUUUUUGAAUGGUGUAUACCGGAAGACUUAUUAGCCAAGCUUUCUGAAAUUAAGCAGGAGCGGCUAACUAAAGGUUCUGAAUUUGUGCACGAGAAAUUUGGUGCAUACAGGACCCUUGAGGAAUUUUGGGAUGGUGAAAUAUAAGCAGGAGCGGCUAACUAAAGCUUCUGAAUUUGUGCACGAGGAAUUGCAGUAGCGCUCAUGGAGCCUUUGUCUUCUAGCCUCUGAAACUCAGAAGAGUACGUAAUGAAAGAGCUUUUGAUCAGCAUUUGAGGUAGAUAGUGAUGAAGGGUGAACUCAAAAUGUAUUGUACUGUUGACUGUUGUUGGUAUUGUUACAGUUUGUAAUUAUAGUAAUAACGGAAAUUUUUUCC
Messenger RNA from Pistacia vera, 1314 nucleotides. RefSeq names its product NADPH-dependent aldo-keto reductase, chloroplastic-like. Gene Ontology annotation, molecular function: aldose reductase (NADPH) activity. NCBI's taxonomy places the organism in Eukaryota, Viridiplantae, Streptophyta, Magnoliopsida, Sapindales, Anacardiaceae. The record is from RefSeq and is a predicted model, not a curated record. The transcript has 7 exons. Gene Ontology annotation, cellular component: cytosol. Bases 144 to 1085 code for a protein of 313 amino acids.